CCUAGCGUGAACUCGUGAAAGGUGGAAAAAUUUCAUUGAAGCAUUUCACUAUUCGGCAACGAAAUUGUUUUGCCAAAACCAUGAAUUUUACUUCUCGAGGCACAAUAACGCCUUAAUAAUUUGCAUACAUCGGACUCGACGAAGCCGUCUCCUUGCCGUCCGAACGGAGAUAGCGAGUUCUCGAACGGGCGAUAUUUACCGAGAUCAAUAUCGAAAUACUCCGUAUAUAUACUCUGCCGUGAUUUCCGGGUAUCUGUAUCUGUCCGCCUGCAAUCGAGACCGAAAGAAGAGACGCGCAUCGAUUCCGAUGAAUAAUACCGGCGCAAGUCUAACUCCAACGGGCCAUGUUUUGCCGGUCGUAGCUAUGGCUACAGUUUGUCAGGGCUAAGGAAACGCCGUGUCGGGGACGUACACGGCUGUAGAGGCGACGCUCGACGCGAGUCUGCGAAUUCACGAGGCGACGUCGGGAACGAUCCUGGUCCGAAAUGAUAAGGAAUGAUAAGGACGACAGCGCUUGGGUGUUCGAUUCCUUGAUCGGAUUUUUGCAAGGUCCCAUCUGGUCGUCGCCCCUGCUGACCUUCAUCGAGGAGAAAUCCCUCGUUUUCGAGGCAAACACCGAAGACUCCGAAGACUAUCGGAAGAUAUAUCAGGAGUACAAAAACUUGGUCGACUUGCUGCUCGGCUGCUUUAUGGAAGACAUGGGUAUCACACCGGAACAAUUCGAACACGCGUGCACCGUUAACAGAGAUACAAAGAUCCCGAUACAUUUUCAACAAAAUCUAUUCGAACAAAUAUGGGCGGCGAAUGAGUACGAGAUAUUCAAAAGGAUGAUGAUACAAAAGAACUUGGAGCUCCAGCUGCAGGCGCUAAAUAUGAUCGAACAAAAAUACGGUCUCACACCUGCCUCCCUCGUGUACGAGACGGACGGCAUUCUCGACGACGAACUGGUCAUGGAGGAUUUGAUAAACAAACGUGUUCUGGAAGACCAGAGCGAGGAGGAGCCGGGUAUGGCCUCGGAAACGACGUUGAUUGCUGAACACGAGCGUUUAGCUGCCGAAUAUCACAAUGAAAGGGCGCUAUUGGAGGAAGCGUUAAGAAAGUCGAAAGACGGGUCCCGGAAUACCUCGGACGACGAGUCAGUGGAAGAUGUCGAGUGUGCCGGCGUGUCUGCCGCGAAAGAGCCGUUAGACAAACUUCAGCUCAGGAAGACGGAGCCUCUCAAACCAAUACUGAUCUCAAAAAAGAAAUCUGACGAAGAUGAGACGAAUGCAGAGGAUAUUAAAAAGAGACAAGAAUACCUGAAAGCCAGGCGAGAUAAACUUGUAGCUUUGAAAAAGGAAGCUAGGAGUCACCAGUUAGAAAUGAACAAAGCUCGGCCGAGUUCGGCUAUAGUAGUUGCUGAGGCGACUAUGAAGGGCCAGCAGGAACUAGAAGCAGCGCAAGCUGUAGAUCCUUCAAUACUUCAAGUACGAAGGGCUCUUGCAGCCCGACUGAAAGCUGAAGUUGUGCAUAAGUAAUUUUAAUUUCUCAUUGUUACAUGUAUAUAUAAAAUAUAUAUUAGUUUCUCAUAAUUAAUUUGUAGUAGUCUCAAACUCGCAAUUCCAGUAUAAGUGCUUCACACAAAAGACUAAAUGAUUGUGAUAUCUAGAAAAGUAGUACAUGCAAGAUUAUAUUUAGACAUUGUGCGUCAGAUAUAAUUUGUGAGAAAUGUGCGAAAAUCUACGAGUUGUUUUUAUAUUUUUACGUCUUGUUUUAAGGAUAUUUUUAUUCCUAAGUAAUAGUUUCGUAAAAGAUAGAUAAAGCAAAACACAUCAAAUAUCUGCAAGUAUACAGCCAUAUGCCAUUUUAUCUUAUCAAAAGUCUGAUUUUAAGCAAACCUACGUUUAAUAAAAAAAGAAAGAAAGAAGAAUACUGCAUUUUAAAGUUUGUUUUUCUCAAUACUACUAGAAGUAAGAAUAUGUUUAUAUAAGUAUAAAUUAUUCAAUAAUGAGCAUUUAAAGUGCACAUUUAUAUAAAUAUAAAUAUAUGAAAAAACAAAAUAAUAUUUGAAGAUCUACAAUUAUUUCACAUAUUAAUUAGAUUAAAUCAUGAGGUAAUGAUCCAGCACGCUGUUAUGUUCAACAGGAACUCAAAGUAGAUGUUAAGGUAGAUUAGCUUCGCUAACAAGUAUUCGUCUAAUUUUAAAUUUUAUUUAAUUAAAUACUCUUCGCACUUCUACAACACACUGUAUUUGUAUAACACACACUUAUCAUUCUCACUUUUUUGCAGUCUACUUUCUAACAAAUGAAAUGGAUUCAUAGCAUAAUACCAGCAAUAAGUACGCUAUAUGUAUAAAUAUCUAACUUUUCUCAUCAUUAUUUAAUUAGAUACUAACGUAUAUUUCUCUGUAGAGUAACAGAAAUCAAUGUCUAUCUGCAGCAUGCAAAAUAAAUUCUUUCUAUCAUGUAAUAUGUAUAUAAAUGUCAUGGAUAUAUAUAUUUGUUCUAACUAUAAUUAGAAUUUUAUAAUUUCAAAUUAAAUUCAAUUAUCUCUUCUUCUCUGUCGCUGCAGAUAUCAAUGUGUACUUAUAUACUACAACAAUUAAUAUUAGAAACGAACCGUUCAUUAUAAUCAAGAGUUACAAUUUGAUGUUAAAAUAUUCGGCAAAGAAUUUGUGAAAGUUAAACAACUUUCUCUACAAUAGUUGCGUGUUUUGUGCUAUGAAUCCUGCAUUUAGAUAUCACUUUUGUUGCCUGAUUGUUUCUUUCAUUCUUCAGUAGAAUAAAAUGCAAAAUAUCCCUUUUCAAUUACAAUUCAUUCACUUAUUACCGUAACACACACAGAAUUGUAUAUCUUAUACUUGCUCUUAAUUCACAAAAUUCUCGAAUAGUUUUUCAUAUAAAAAGAUUUCUUUUUCUGCGUAUAUAUAUAUUCUCAAAGAAAAAGCUUAUCUUGUUUUAUUAUAUAAUUAAAACGCAUGCUAGUAUUAGCAUGUGAUAUUGUACAAUGUGUGCACGUCUCGACAUAUUUUCUUCCUUUAAUAUUAUAUCGAUGUGACGGUUGAAAAAUGUAUAUUUGCGAUCUCGGCGACGGUUUUUGUUGAGGCAGAAUGUUUUACGACUGUCAUAUCAUAUUCAAAAAAGCUAUAUUAUAUAAUAAUAUACCAUAAUAAAUAUGAAAUAUUAUAUAAUAGAAGACAUGAUAAAACGCGCCAACAUCUUCAGAGCAGCCAAUAAUUAUCAGAUUAUAACGAUCUUGUACUUGUAAAGUUACUUGAAUUGGAGAUUCUAUUUCAUUCAUAUUAAAAGUAUAUCUUUGUUCUACACAUAAGAAUUCGUAAUGAUAGGAAAAUAUGUUCCAGCUCAUUAUGUUUCUUCAAAAUUGUAAAAUUUAAUGUGACGUUAUCAAAUAUUAAUAUAAAAAUGAAAAUAAAAAUGUAGCUUGCAAAUAAUAAUCAAGUAUAUCAUUGACGACAAAAUGUACGAUAAGAGCGUAACACACUCUGUACAGAUGUAAAUAUAUCAAAUUUCUCAAUUUAAA
This is a messenger RNA of Vollenhovia emeryi, 3519 nucleotides long. Its product is annotated as cilia- and flagella-associated protein 36. The transcript is spliced from 5 exons. The coding region runs from base 486 to 1517 and encodes 343 amino acids. Gene Ontology annotation, cellular component: ciliary base; axoneme. The record is from RefSeq and is a predicted model, not a curated record. NCBI's taxonomy places the organism in Eukaryota, Metazoa, Arthropoda, Insecta, Hymenoptera, Formicidae.